CUUCUUUACUGCCUUAGAAACAAUUCACCAGCACUCAACGAGUUACUUUACAGUACUGUAUGCUUCUAGAGCCACCCACUGCUUGGAUAGGUUGUGACCAGUAGCAUAUUGUACUGAAUCUGACUUCGAACAGUUCAGAGGAAAACUACACUUGAGAAAAUAAACAGACAUCCCACACUGCCCUCUGCCCUAACCGGCUUAUUCGCAAUAAAUAAUAAGACACAGAAAGAGAGACGGAGAUAAGAUGCUGAUGUACUACUGUACUUUAGUCAGUAACAGGGACGGGAAAUGAGAAGCUGAGAGAGGUUCUUGGAGGAGCUGAAUCGCCGGGCACUGUUGACGGAAAAGAUCUUGGCAGUGUGCGUGUUGUGACUGUUUUUGUGGUUUCCAGAGGAAUUUCCUAUCGACUGGACUAACCAUUAAAAUGUCUUUGCUCUCAGAAGUGCUGGGAAAGCAGAGGAAAGGUCCUGCAGAAGACAGCGCAGAUGGCCAUGGAAGUGUCGCCUCUGGAUGGCCGUGGAAAUUACUUUAAGCUUAUUGAAACCCUUGUCUCAGAGAUCGGAGAACUGAAACAAGAGAUGGUACAGACUGAAUUCUGUGUCAGAGAUGAAGAGGACCCCGCAGAUCGCCUAAGCAGAAAGGAAAUGGAGAGUGGUCUCUCACCAGAAAAGAAAGAAGUGAAAUCCUUUCUUCGGGACUCUGGGUAUGAGGGCGUCUCCUUCAAACUCAGCAUCUUAGAUAAACUGCUUAACACCCACCCCGUGUGGCUGCAGCUUGGCCUCGGCGAUGACAAAGUACCGGGCAUCUUGCAAGAGCAGCCUCCAGCGACUUUUCUUGUUAGAAAAUCCAACAAGCUUCAGAAGAAAGUGAUCUCUGUCCGUAUGCCAAAUCAGUUUGCAUCCCAUUUUCAGGAAUUUGUGAUAAAAGAGAGUUCCUACACUUUUUCCCUUGAAGGCUCUGGAAUCAGCUUUGCAGAUAUAUUCAGGCUUAUUUCAUUUUACUGUAUCAGCAGGGAUGUCCUUCCUUUUACCUUGAAAUUGCCCCAUGCAAUUGCUACAGCCAAGACAGAAGCUGAACUCGAGGAGAUUGCCCAACUCGGAAUAGAAUUCUGGAGCUCCCCUGCAAACUGCAAGCCCAGAUAUUCCCAUAAUGUGGCAUGGCCUCUCCCUUCAGACUGCAUCAACAAGGAGUCACCUCAGCUCCCUCGACUAAACGGAGUGCAUUCUCUCCGCACCAGAACGCCCUCAGAACUGGAAUGUAGCCAGACCAAAAGAGCUCUGUGUUUCAUUAAUCCUCUCUUCUUAAAAGUGCACAGCGAGGAUGCAGGAGGAGGCUGGAAGAGGGAGAGCACAAGGACCCAAGAAACAAAUGGCACGGAGAGGGUGAAAUCAGCACCUCCUCGGCCCCCUCCCCCUUCCAUUACUAGUCAUCGCACAAGUCUCCAGCUGUCCAGAGCAGUGAAGCAAGAAUCAAGCAUGCCAGAAACAGUCUUCCAUAACAGGGAAGGGAAUGCAAAGUCUCCUAUUAAUAAAGCUACACCCAUACCUCCUCCCCGCCUAAAGAAGCAAGCUACUAUUAGCAGGUGGCAGGGGAAUGACAGCUUGUCGCCUUUUUCUUCAGUUGAGUCGCAGUCUGAGGAAUCUCCUCCACAAAAGACAAUUCAAAGCUUAACAAGAGCUCAGAACGGCAAUUCCCCUGUACGGACCACCCUGCUGACACAGAGGCUGAGUGACAUGAGCAUCUCCACCUCAUCCUCAGACUCUUUUGAGUAUGACCGGUCUGGGCAGGUUUUCUGCGAAGGGGACAGCCUGGAGGACUGCGAGGAGGAAAGUGAUCAGGAGGUUAUGACACCUCCAAUAAAGUCUCGUAAAAAGAGGGGCACCUCUCUGGGUUUCUCCAAAAUUGUAAAGACCCAUCUGCGUAAAGUUAGCGGGGUCUUCAGCUCCCUUGUGACUCCUGAGAAGAAGAUGGUGAAGAAGAUAGUAGCCAUGUCCCGUGACAAGCGUACUUAUUUCGGGUGCCUUGUUCAGGAUUACAUCAGUUUUCUGCAGGAGAAUAAGGAUUGCCACAUUUCUAGCACUGACAUGCUGCAGACCAUCAGGCAAUUCAUGACCCAAGUGAAGAACUACUUGUCGCAGAGUUCUGAGCUGGAUCCUCCCAUCGAGUCCCUAAUUCCUGAAGAUCAGAUAGAUGUUGUCUUGGAGAAAGCCAUGCAUAAAUGCAUCUUGAAGCCCCUGAAAAGCUACAUUGAAAGCAUGUUGAAAGAGUUCCGUGUAAACGACGGGUCUUGGAGGCAACUGAAAGAAAAUCUGCAGCUGGUGAGGCAGAGGACACCUCAAGAGCUCGGAGUGUUAACGCCAACGCCUGAGUCUAUGGACAUUGAGAAAAUGCGUAUCAAGUUCUUGAACAUGCAGAAAAUGUAUUCUCCGGAGAGAAAAGUCAUGCUGCUCCUGAGGGUGUGCAAACUCAUUUAUACAUGCAUGGAGAAUAACUCAGGGAGAAUGUAUGGGGCUGACGACUUUUUGCCCGUGCUGACCUAUGUGAUUGCUCAGUGUGACAUGCUGGAGAUAGACACUGAAAUCGAAUAUAUGAUGGAACUGCUGGAUCCAGCUCUUCUGCAUGGAGAAGGGGGUUAUUACUUGACCAGUGCGUAUGGAGCCCUUUCCCUGAUAAAGAAUUUCCAAGAAGAGCAAGCGGCGCGGUUACUUAAUUCAGAGACCAGAGACACCCUGAAGCAAUGGCACAAGAGGAGGACGACUAAUAGAAGCAUCCCAUCUAUUGAUGAUUUCCAGAACUACCUGAGGGUCGCCCUGCAGGAAGGUAACUCUGGAUGCACAGGCAAGACCUUAAUAGUAAAGCCCUACACAACCACGGAAGAUGUCUGCCACAUGUGUGCAAAGAGGUUUAGCAUUCAGGACCCGGAAGCAUACGGUCUCUUCCUUUACAUCGAUGACACUUGGCAACAGCUGAGCGAGGACACUUACCCCCAGAAAAUCAAAGCGGAGCUGCACAGUCGACCACAGCUCCAAGUAUUUCACUUUGUGUACAAGCGUAUCCUAAGUGACUUUCAAGGUGUCAUCAGCUAUGAAGAUGACGAUACCGAUGUGCCGAUGUAGUAUUUCUGGCUAUAGAGAUUGUUGCACACCGCAGCUUGUGAAAAGGCUGUAGUGUUGGUAGUGCAGUAGUUAUCUGCAUUUGCUGUGCUCUUAUAAACCCACUCCAAGUUGGAAUCAACAUGGCAGAAGGCCCAGUUGGGUGGAAAUUGAACUUCUUGGACCAAACAUCUGGAAUGUUUUGAAGUUACUUUAACUGCUCUUCAGGCCUUGUUGAAUCAUCAUGGAAUUCACUACUGAUGGGCCAGGUUGCCAUCUUGGUUGAAAAACGUCGGUAUGGAGGAUGAAACGUAAAAGUUCCUAUGUGUCUUGUUUCCUAAACGGGUUGUUUUUCUAGGGAAAAAAGAGUAGGGCGGGAGUAAAAAUAAAACUCCUAUUUUAUUGCAUUUGUUGGCGGCGGCAGCAUCUGCCAUCAUUUGCCCAUGUUUAUAGACAGGGAUACAUAACCCUUCACUGUGUUGCCAUUGUACAGUCCGUGGAGGCUUCACUUUUGUAUUAUACACACCGUUUGUAAAUUUUGGUUUUUAUAAGCAAACUUUUUUGUAAUUAGCUGUUUUUGGUAGAUGUGCCUGGUUUAAUGCUUUUGAUGAAGCUUUUAGAAUAGAUGCAUUGUGCAAAGCCUAUUGGUCUACAUGUACUUAUCACCAGCUGUGCUGAUGAUUAGUACCGUUGCUUCUAGAUAUUAAAGGGGCAGUUUACAUUUUAAUGGAAAAAAAGCUGACUGUAUAUUGAUUAUCAGUUUGCUCUUCCCCCCAAGCAUCUGCAAAUGAAUUACUUGGCUCUGAUUUCAAGUUCGGCUUAUCUAAACAUCCAUAUAAUUAUCACUCCUACAGGGUUCCUGCUAUGUUUAUAAUUCCAUUACAAGAAGGAUUUUCUUUGUACUUAGUACAGCUCUGCAGGAAAAUAAAGAACAGUCCGACUCAGGGCAAAACUGAUAUUCUUUUCACUGAAAUUGAGUCACUUUGCUGCAAUUGCAUGAAAUUGUUGUCACUAUGCAGCAAUUGCAUACAUUGCUAAAAUAACACCAUGUUGUAAGCCUUCGUAUGCAGCACUUGCUAUGUUUUAUAGGACAUUGUUUAUCCCCCACCCCCCAAUUAACCCCAAAUGAUCUGGGAGGUGUAUUCCAGCAGCUAGAGGACAAUAACAUAAUGUAAAUAUUGUACCCCCCUCUUUAUAUUCCCACCCUCAUUCACUGCCAGUCAAGCCCCUAAUAUACCCAUCACAGUUGUUUCUUCAAAAAGUAGGAAUAAAUGCUGAAAUCCAGCUGUUUAACAGUUCUUCUCUUUCUGCAUCAAUUGAAAUCCUGGUAGGGAAGGCGGGACUAAACACCAAUGUUACAGACAGCAUGCAGGAACUACAUAACCCACAAUGCAUUGCACUGUGAUGUUCCUUUUCUUAUUGAAAUCACGUGUGCAGGGAAUUGUGGGGUUUGGAGGAUGCAGGCUGAGGACAGAUG
Molecule: messenger RNA, 4569 nt
Organism: Xenopus laevis (African clawed frog)
Lineage: Eukaryota; Metazoa; Chordata; Amphibia; Anura; Pipidae
Gene: rin2.L
Product: Ras and Rab interactor 2 L homeolog
Exons: 11
Coding region: 486-3116 (876 amino acids)
Biological process (GO): signal transduction; vesicle-mediated transport
Cellular component (GO): cytoplasm; endocytic vesicle; cytosol
Molecular function (GO): GTPase activator activity; small GTPase binding; guanyl-nucleotide exchange factor activity
Source: RefSeq, a predicted model, not a curated record